AUGCAGGGCAGUCACACUGCUGUCCUCAUCCUGGAACUUCUCAUAUGCUGGUUUGAGCCACUGGCUGCCUGUCAGCAAAAAUCAGGAGGAUAUCCUUCAAAAUGCAAGAUCCCUACUGAAACAGGAAAAUGCAAAGGAAGCUUUCCACGUUUUUACUUUGAUAUCCGUACCAGGAAGUGUGAAGAAUUUGUUUACAGCGGCUGUGGAGGCAAUGCUAAUAACUUCAUGAAUCCGGUCAAUUGCAUUUGGGAAUGUGAAAGGUUUGUAUAUAUGCCUAGGAGAUGUAAGCUCCCUGUAGUCAGCGGGCCCUGUAGAUCGUACAAUCGUCGCUUUUUCUAUAAUACCAAGACCAAUAGAUGUGAGCUGUUUAUCUAUGGCGGCUGUAAAGGCAAUGCGAACAACUUUACAGAACGGAUUGAUUGCAUCCGUCAGUGCCAAAGUUAUGGUAAGACAAAAAGACAAUUGACAGCACCUACUUUUAUUUUAGUAUUAUCCAUAAGACUUCUAUUUCCAGCAAUGCAGUAUUUUGUCCUUAUCUAA
Molecule: messenger RNA, 540 nt
Organism: Lacerta agilis (Sand lizard)
Lineage: Eukaryota; Metazoa; Chordata; Lepidosauria; Squamata; Lacertidae
Product: kunitz-type serine protease inhibitor bitisilin-3-like
Exons: 3
Coding region: 1-540 (179 amino acids)
Molecular function (GO): serine-type endopeptidase inhibitor activity
Source: RefSeq, a predicted model, not a curated record